Messenger RNA from Hemibagrus wyckioides, 1642 nucleotides. It is a transcript of the gene isg20, whose product is annotated as interferon stimulated exonuclease gene. Bases 88 to 1044 code for a protein of 318 amino acids. Lineage: Eukaryota; Metazoa; Chordata; Actinopteri; Siluriformes; Bagridae. The record is from RefSeq and is a predicted model, not a curated record. Gene Ontology annotation, cellular component: nucleus. The transcript has 4 exons. Gene Ontology annotation, molecular function: nucleic acid binding; exonuclease activity.
GAGCUUGUUGGCCUGUGGUUUCUUUAACUCAUUGCCGGAUACACGUGUCUACUGUAGAGCCAAGUCAGAAAAGCUCUCAGUAACAGCAUGGCUGCUCAGACUACAUGUGGCUUCAACACUGUGUCCUCUACUCUCUGCUCUGUAUUAAAGAAACCAUCCAGGCGACGAAAAGCCAGAAAGAAAAACAAGAACCGUUUCAUGGGACGCCAGAAAAUCCAACAGGGACUCAAACGGAAGCUGGAGAUUGGGUCUUCAGGCUCUUCACUGGAAAGCACACAGCCUUGGAGGGAAAAAAGGAUCAAAACCCUUGUUAAUACAAAUGAAUCAGAAUGGUCAAGUUCACUGAGUGACACCUGUGAUGUGGACAGUGGUUUCUCAUCAGAAAUCAGCCCUCCCACCAGUGGCCGGAGUUCUCCUUGCAUCGGGAUUCACCGCUCCAUGCUGCUGGCCAUUGACUGUGAGAUGGUGGGAACAGGCCCGAAUGGACAGUUUAGUGAACUUGCUCGGUGUAGUCUGUUAGAUUAUUCUGGAACAGUAAUCUAUGACAACUAUGUCCUCCCUCCUCGGCCUGUCACAGACUACCGGACACAGUGGAGUGGCAUUAAAAAGGAGCACUUGAUAAAUGCUUUGCCCUAUGAAGAAGCGAGGAAUGAGAUUUUGCAGAUCAUUAAAGGGAAAGUUAUAAUCGGUCACGCUCUGUAUCACGACUUUGCUGUCCUGAGAAUUAGCUUACCGGAUCACAUGGUUAGGGACACUUCCUCUUCGCAUCUGCUCCGACAGAUGUAUGGUGCUUCUACGGGAUGCAUAUCUCUAAAGAAACUGACCAAGAGUCUUCUCAACAGGAGUAUACAGGCUGACACAGCCGGCCACUGCUCUGUGGAAGAUGCUCUUGCUGCCCUGGACCUCUACAAGCUAGUGGAAGAGGAGUGGGAAAAAUCUUUACAGCCUCAAAACUCUUAUCCGGCCACUGACUCGACAUCCUCUCUAGAGCACUACAUGCAGGAUGAAUACUGGCCUGAUAGUUUAACUGACUGCAAUGAAUGAGAGAUUUGUACGGCAUUGAAACUUGGAGUGAAACCACACUGAACUUGCAUCAGUCCACUGUGUGGGCUGGUGACAGAAUUUCCUGUUGUGAUGAAUCUAUAGGAGACCAUGGGUAUGUUUGAGUGACAGCACUAUGGCCAACCUUACUACAGGUGUGGACAUGGACAUAUAGACAUUAAACACUUUAAAGACAAUUUGAGACAUUUUAAAAACAAGCAACUUGUUGAAAUUCCUUGUUCAUCCUCACACUUGCCAUAGUUCAUGGCUCCAGUCAAACUGUUUGAUGAUGAUUAGAGGCCAGUUUGCUGUUCAUGUUCCUUUUUGCACAAGGAAUAGCUACAUUUGCUUUAGUAAUGACAAAUGUUCUUAAAAUUACCUCCAAACUGCAUUACACAGACUGUCUACUUGAUUUUUAUGUGAAAUAUCAGGUUACUGUCAUUUUUAACUUGAAACGUGAUGUAACUCAUGUAGGUUUGGUGAAGAUUGCUGGGACUAACUGCAAUGUAGCUCAGAGUAUUUAUAAUUAUAUAAAAUAUACAUUUCUAGGUACUUGUGCAUAAACAUUAUAACUGUGGUUUAUUAAAGAUCACAUUACAUC